AUGUAUGAGAACCAACUCCUUAUAUGGCACAAGGAUGUGAAGCUCGAGCAACCCCUGAGAAAUACAACCAAAUGCAAACCUUUCUUUAAGGUCUCAAAAAUGGAAAUAAUUCCAGAAAUCGUAGUAGAAGCCGUACAAGUAGCCAGCAAUGUAGAUCAGGUUCCAGAGGCAGCUUUGGAAGAAGCAAAAGCUGAAGAUGAUGAUCAUUCUGGUCAGAUCCAAACCUAUCUCCUUUACAUUGGAAACUUAAACCCCAAACAUUCCAGUGAAGAUCUUGGCAGUAUGUUGAAGGACAUCCUCGGGAUGGCAAGUGUCACACUCCAAAGAUACGAUAUUGAAGUGAUCAAGAAACGUAAGCAGGCCUUCGCUUUGGUUCAGGUGGCCACAGAAAUCAGCCUGGAGCAAGUCCUCAAACAACUGCUCCUAGCUUCGGAGGCAGAACACAACCUCUCCAAAGAGCUUGUGCAGAAGGGGAAAACUCUUGUGGUGGGACAAGGCAAAAAGCCUGCAUCUGCUACCAAAACUAGCAGAGAGAGUGAUUCCAUGGGAAGCAGAUCAGAUGUUCUCCUAGGAGGACCGCCAGGGCCCGAGACAAGGAAGCAACUGCCCAAUGACAACAGAGCUAAGCCCAUCAGAAAAAGCCUUCAUUACCCUUGGAGACUGGUCGACUGGCCAGUGACUUUCCUGAACAGCACCCGCUCAGACAGUGCCAUUGUCCAUAAAGAGAUUGUGGGGAGAGAAUGUCUAUUCUACGGCGCUUUCAUUGGUGGAGAGACGCGGAAUGUGGAAUUCAAGCAAGGGAGCAGAGAAUACCUGACGACAACGCUGAAGCAUCAUUUGCGGAAGUACAUCUGUGGCUUUCUCAACAGCGAAGGGGGCAGCCUCUUUGUGGGGGUUGAGGACAACGGCUUGGUGUGUGGCGUCAAAUGCGACCACAAGGAAGAGGACAGAAUCCGCCUGCUGACAGACUCCCUUUUAAAAACCUUCAAGCCCCAGGUUUUCCCCACCGCCUACACGCUGAGCUUCAUCCCAGUGGUCAAAGCAGAAGACACGGGCAUCUUCCUCAAAGUCAUCCGGCUGAGCGUCCAUCCUCCCAAGCCGCACGCAGAGCCUCUCCUGUAUGAGACAGAUCAGGGGGAGGUGUACCUGAGGCGAGAUGGCAGCAUUCAAGGACCCCUCUCUGGAAGCGCUAUCCAAGAGUGGUGCCGGCAGAAAUGGACAGAGGAAAUCAAGAAGCUGGAUGUGAAAAUGGGCGACUUGCUGAAGGAGAAAGAAAACUUGCAACAGCAGGUACGUUCGCAGAAUAACAGCCCGAAAUGCUGCGUCAUCUUGUAGCAUUACGCCAUGCCGUCCAUAAUCAUCUGGAGGACAGCUACAUACCUGGGCAGUUAAAAGCUUGGAUCUAGCUGAGGUCGUCUUGCGCCAGGAGUAUGGUGGCCAUGAUUAGGCCCUGCUUUGCUCUUUACAAUACAUGGAGUAUCCUAUUGCAACCAACAUUGGAGAAAGCGGUUUUUCCCUCCUCUCUGUGUGUAUGUGGGUGUGUUAUUAAACCAGUCAGGUUGGUGAA
Thamnophis elegans (Western terrestrial garter snake) is the source of this 1567-nucleotide messenger RNA. RefSeq names its product schlafen like 1 (gene SLFNL1). Gene Ontology annotation, molecular function: RNA binding. The record is from RefSeq and is a predicted model, not a curated record. The transcript is spliced from 4 exons. NCBI's taxonomy places the organism in Eukaryota, Metazoa, Chordata, Lepidosauria, Squamata, Natricidae. Bases 1 to 1335 code for a protein of 444 amino acids.